Trachemys scripta elegans is the source of this 10827-nucleotide messenger RNA. RefSeq names its product myosin VB (gene MYO5B). Gene Ontology annotation, cellular component: cytoplasm; actin cytoskeleton; myosin complex. Gene Ontology annotation, molecular function: actin filament binding; microfilament motor activity; ATP binding. NCBI's taxonomy places the organism in Eukaryota, Metazoa, Chordata, Testudines, Emydidae. The coding region runs from base 210 to 5468 and encodes 1752 amino acids. The record is from RefSeq and is a predicted model, not a curated record. The transcript has 37 exons. Gene Ontology annotation, biological process: vesicle transport along actin filament; actin filament organization.
GCUGCGCAGCGGGAGAAGCCCCGGGGCGGAGAUUUGAGGACGCUCCCUGCAGCCCCGUGGCCCGGAGCCAUGUCGCCCGGCCCCGUGUGAGCCGGGACCCUCGGCGCUAGCAGCCUCGCGGCUGGGCUGGAUACUCAGGGGCUGAACUGCCCCCGGCUUACCGCGCCCUCCAUCCCCGGCUGCGCCCCGCGCCGGGUCCCGGCCAGGACAUGUCGGUCUCCGAGCUCUACACUAAGUACACAAAAGUUUGGAUUCCUGACCCUGAUGAAGUGUGGAGAUCAGGAGAAAUUAUCAAGGAUUACAAAGAAGGGGAUAAAAGCCUACACCUGAAAUUUGAAGAUGACACUAUCUGUGACUAUCCAGUUGAUCUCAAAACCAACCAACUGCCCUUCUUGCGUAAUCCAGAUAUUUUGGUGGGCGAAAAUGACCUGACAGCUCUAAGUUAUCUCCAUGAGCCUGCUGUCCUACAUAAUUUAAAAGUCAGAUUCUUGGAAUCGAAUCACAUCUAUACCUACUGUGGUAUUGUACUUGUUGCCAUUAACCCAUACGAACAACUGCCAAUCUAUGAACAAGAUGUCAUCUACGCAUACAGUGGCCAAAACAUGGGGGACAUGGAUCCUCACAUCUUUGCAGUGGCAGAAGAAGCCUACAAGCAAAUGGCUAGGGAUGAGAAGAACCAGUCCAUUAUCGUAAGCGGAGAAUCCGGUGCCGGAAAGACAGUCUCUGCCAAAUAUGCCAUGCGCUUCUUUGCAUCUGUUGGUGGCUCUGCCAGUGAGACCAACAUUGAAGAGAAGGUCCUUGCAUCCAGUCCAAUCAUGGAGGCAAUUGGAAAUGCUAAAACAACCAGGAACGACAAUAGCAGUCGCUUUGGGAAAUACAUUCAGAUUGGCUUUGAUAAAAGAUACCAUAUCAUUGGUGCCAACAUGAGGACGUAUCUAUUGGAAAAAUCAAGAGUUGUGUUCCAGGCAGAUGAUGAACGAAACUAUCAUAUCUUCUAUCAGCUGUGUGCCUCUGCCAGUCUUCCAGAAUUUAAAGACUUAGCACUAACAUGUGCUGAAGACUUUUUCUACACUUCUAUGGGAGGCGACACAACUAUUGAUGGAGUUGAUGAUGCUGAUGAUUUUGACAAAACCAGACAUGCUUUCACCCUGCUUGGAGUGAAAGAGUCCCAUCAGAUGAGCAUUUUUAAGAUAAUAGCUUCCAUCCUGCACCUAGGAAACUUGGAAAUUCAAGCAGAACGAGAUGGAGACUCUUGUAGUAUAUCGAAACAGGAUGAACACCUGAAUAAUUUUUGCAGAUUGCUUGGAGUGGAGCACAGCCAGAUGGAGCACUGGCUGUGCCAUCGGAAGCUUGUCACAACAGCUGAGACGUACGUCAAGCCCAUGUCUGUGCAGCAAGUCGUGAAUGCCAGGAAUGCGCUGGCCAAGCAUAUAUAUGCCCAGCUGUUUAACUGGAUUGUGGAGCAUAUCAACAAAGCCCUGCAUACCACUGUCAAGCAGCACUCAUUCAUUGGGGUUCUGGAUAUCUAUGGGUUUGAAACUUUUGAAGUGAAUAGCUUUGAACAGUUUUGUAUCAACUAUGCCAACGAAAAACUCCAACAGCAGUUCAACUCGCAUGUAUUUAAGCUGGAGCAAGAAGAGUAUAUGAAGGAACAAAUCCCUUGGACUCUUAUAGAUUUUUAUGACAAUCAGCCCUGCAUAGACCUUAUAGAAGCCAAACUUGGUAUCUUGGACCUAUUGGAUGAAGAGUGUAAGGUUCCUAAAGGAACUGACCAGAACUGGGCACAGAAAUUAUAUGACAGACAUUCCAGCAGCCAGCACUUCCAAAAACCUCGAAUGUCCAAUACCUCCUUCAUUGUUGUUCACUUUGCAGAUAAGGUGGAGUAUCAGUCUGAUGGAUUUCUGGAGAAAAAUAGGGACACUGUAUAUGAAGAACAGAUCAACAUACUGAAGGCCAGCAAGGUUGACCAUCAAAAUAGUGCAUGGAUAGUUUCCAAACCAAGAACCUUACAGGGCCAGAAUGUGGCAAUUCGUGGUACUAAUGGUGCUGAGAAUUAUGGGGCUGUUUCUGAAUUUGGAAAAAUUUGUAUUUGGGAAAAAGCAGAUGAUAUAGUCAUAACAUUUGAUCCAAAGAGAGCAGUCCAGCAGUUAAGAGCCUGUGGUGUGUUGGAGACCAUCCGUAUCAGUGCAGCUGGCUACCCAUCCAGGUGGUCCUACCAUGACUUUUUCAAUAGGUAUCGAGUUCUUAUGAAACAGAGGGAGAUCUCUAAAAAUGACAAGAAGUUGAUCUGUAAAACGCUUCUGGAAAACCUCAUUAAGGAUCCUGACAAGUUCCAGUUUGGACGUACCAAGAUCUUUUUCCGUGCAGGCCAGGUGGCAUAUCUGGAGAAACUGCGGGCAGAUAAAUUCAGAGCUGCUACUAUCAUGAUACAGAAGACAGUGCGGGGCUGGCUGCAGAGGGUGAAGUACAGAAGGAUGAGAAAUGCUGCAAUAACAAUCCAGAGGUAUACACGAGGACACCUAGCUCGCAGACUGGCAGACCACCUAAGGAAAACCAGAGCUGCCAUCAUUUUCCAGAAACAAUACCGAAUGUUGAGGAUCCUUCGUGCUUUCCAGAAGAUCCGCAACGCCAGUAUCACUAUUCAGGCCUUCGCUCGGGGCAUGUUUGUCAGGAAAAUUUACCACAAGAUCCUUUUGGAGCACAAAGCUACCAUCAUCCAGAAACGUGCCCGGGCCUGGCUGGCGCGUAAGCAAUUCCUCCGCUUUAAGUAUGCAGCUGUGGUCAUCCAAUGCUACUUCAGGCGCAUGAAGGCCAGGCAAGAGCUGAAGAAACUGAAGAUUGAAGCACGGUCUGCACAGCACUUGAAGAAACUCAAUAUCGGCAUGGAGAACAAGGUGGUUCAGCUUCAGAGGAAGAUAGAUGAUCAGAACAAAGAAUACAGGCACCUGAAUGAACAGCUCUCUGCCUAUUCCACUGAUGUGGAAAAGCUGAAGAAGGAGCUGGAGCAAUAUCGGCAGAAUCGGGGGGAUACCAACCAGCUUGUAAACUUGAAAAAAGAGAUUGAGAGCCUCAGGCUGGAGCUCGAGAAAUCCCACAGUGAAAGGAAGAUUAUUGAAGACACCUAUGAUAAGGAGAAAGAUCUACUCCGAAAGCGCGUAUCAGACCUAGAAGAGGAGAAUGCUCUUUUGAAACAGGAAAAAGAGGAGCUUAACAACAGAAUCCUAUGUCAGUCUGAAGAUGAAUUUGCCCAAACCACUGUCAAGGAAAAUCUCCUGACGAAGAAGGAGCUGGAAGAGGAGCGAUCUCGUUAUCAGAACCUGGUAAAGGAGUAUUCAAGGCUGGAGCAGAGAUAUGACAAUUUGAGGGAUGAGAUGACUAUUAUAAAGCAGACCCCAGGACACAGAAGGAACCCAUCUAACCAGAGCAGUCUAGAGUCUGAUUCCAAUUGUCCAUCAGUCUCUACAUCUGAGAUAGGAGACACAGAGGAUGCAAUACAACAAGUGGAGGAUGUUGGUUUGGAUAAAGCAGCCAUGGAUAUGACUCUCUUCCUGAAGCUACAAAAGCGAGUGAGGGAGCUUGAACAGGAGAGAAAGAAACUACAAACCCAGCUGGAGAAAAAGAAAUCCCAGGUAAUUGAAACGAAGAAUGAAAUGGAUUCAGACCGUGAUACAGAUCUAGCCUACAACAGUCUGAAGGUAAAGAAUUUUGGAAUGAGAGAUUAUUUUCAUGCGUUCGGUGCUAAUAACCUUUUGAAUGGCUCAAACAGCCUAAGGGGACUCCUUACUUUCCCCCAUUCUCUUGCAAUUGACCUUUUGCCUUUCUUUCCUGUCCUCUUGUUUCCCUUUUCUCUGCCCUUUAUUUCUAGCAAGACUGAGGACUGGGGCUAUCUCAAUGAAGAUGGAGAGCUCGGCUUGGCCUAUCAGGGUCUAAAGCAAGUUGCCAGGCUCCUGGAAGCCCAGCUUCAGGAUCAGAGGAGAGAGCACGAAGAGGAGGUGGAAACGCUGAAAACCCAGAUGGAAACCCUGAGAGACGAGAUGGAGAAACAGCAGCAGGCAUUUUUCCAGACCCUACAGCUACCACCAGAGGCCCAGGUGGAAUUUGGCAUCCAGCAAGAAAUCACACGUCUCACAAAUGAAAAUCUGGAUCUCAAAGAGUUACUAGAAAAACUAGAAAAGAAUGAGAAGAAGCUGAAGAAACAGCUAAAGAUUUACAUGAAGAAGGUCCAGGAUUUUGAAGCGACCCAAGCUGCAGCACAGACAGAGAGGAAGCGACAUGAGCUUACCAGGCAGGUCACUGUCCAACGGAAGGAAAAAGAUUUCCAGGGAAUGUUGGAAUAUUACAAGGAAGAUGAGCCACUUCUCAUCCGAAACCUCAUUACAGAUCUCAAACCGCAGACAGUUUCUGCCACAGUUCCAUGUCUUCCUGCUUACAUCCUCUACAUGUGCAUCAGGCAUGCAGAUUACAUCAAUGACGACCAGAAAGUGCACUCCUUACUCACCUCCACCAUAAACGGCAUUAAGAAAGUAUUAAAGAAACACAAUGAUGACUUUCAGAUGACGUCAUUUUGGUUGGCUAACACCUGUCGCCUCUUACAUUGUCUAAAGCAGUACAGCGGGGAUACGGGUUUUAUGACACAAAAUACCGCUAAGCAGAAUGAGCACUGUCUUAAGAAUUUUGACCUCACGGAGUACCGGCAGGUUUUAAGUGACCUCUCCAUUCAGAUCUAUCAGCAGCUCUUUAAGAUAGCAGAAGGCAUGUUGCAACCCAUGAUAGUGUCUGCAAUGUUGGAAAAUGAGAGUAUCCAGGGUCUGUCAGGCGUGAAGCCAAUGGGCUACAGGAACCGAUCAUCCAGCAUGGUAGAUGGUGACAACUCUUACAGCUUAGACGCAGUCAUUCGCCAACUGAAUACGUUUCACAGCAUCAUGUGUGACCAGGGCUUGGACCCGGAGAUUAUUCAGCAAGUCUUCAAGCAGCUCUUCUACAUGAUCAAUGCAGUAACGCUGAACAACCUCCUGCUGAGAAAAGAUGUCUGUUCGUGGAGCACUGGUAUGCAGCUCAGGUAUAACAUAAGCCAGCUGGAGGAAUGGUUGCGUGGGAAGAAUUUGCAACAGAGUGGAGCAGCAGAGACAGUGGAACCCCUGAUCCAGGCAGCACAACUGCUUCAGCUCAAAAAGAAAACUUCAGAAGAUGCUGAGGCUAUCUGUUCCUUAUGUACAUCCCUCUCUACGCAGCAGAUUGUAAAAAUAUUAAAUCUCUAUACUCCUGUUAAUGAGUUUGAAGAACGUGUGACAGUAGCCUUCAUCCGAAACAUUCAGGCAAAUUUGCAAGAGCGAAAUGACCCUCCACAGCUGCUGUUAGACUACAAAUAUAUGUUCCCAGUUUUGUUUCCGUUCAGCCCAUCCUCCAUAACCAUGGACUCUAUCCACAUCCCUGCUUCUCUUAACUUGGAAUUUCUCAAUGAAGUCUGAAGAAAAUAUCUUCAAACCGGUCCCCCUUCGCCAGAGAAUUCAAGCAAAAAAAAAAGAAAGAUCUUUUUAAUGUGGACCAAACAAGAUUAUGGAAGAACCAAUAUACAGUAAUCAGUUAGUGUUAAACUUUAUACUAUAGUAAGAAACUGAUCUUGUAUGUGAUUUUUUUUUUUGUAACUUGCAGCUCAAAAUAAGAAUUCUUGAAAUACAGAAUUUUUUUACUGCUUGAUUUCAUGUUGAAAUAGUGCAAAGCCCAUAGCAGAGUCUCCAACAGAUAUGAACAGCAAACACUGGGCAAGUGGGAGAUGGUUAAUUUGGUCUUCAUAAGGGGCUAUGAAGAAACUCCAGAUAAAAAUCAAAGUCAAAACACUGUCUUCAGAAAAACGAUGGCAUUGAUAAGGUGAUUUGUACAUAUUAAUGCAUUUCUAUGCAGAGAUACAAUUUCACAUUUGUUCCUGUUGCUAGUCACUGUAUCACAAUAGUCAGUUCAGGAAUGUAAGUUGCAAAAUGUGCAAAUAAGUGUUCAUCACACAGGUUAAGGUGACAGACUGAAAACUAUGCUUGUUUUCACCAAGGUGGAUUUCAUUUGUCAGGAAUUCUGACUUCCUGAAAGUCACCAUUGCUCUACAGGUUUUUAAUACCUUACAUAAUUAUGGAGGGCAGUAGCUGUUUCCAUGGGCUGAUAUAGCCAGUACCAGAAUCCAUGUAACAAAACUAUACCUACACCCAUGGACGUCCCUAGGGGGGUUUCGGGCCCGGGACAUAGGCGCCGAGUUUCUAAUCUGUCAAGAGGUGCUCCCCUGGCUCCGCCCCCACUCCACCCCUUCCCCCAAGGUACCGCCUAUUCCUGCCCCGCCUCUUCCCCACCCAGUUUCGCUCCUCUCCCCUCCCCCCAGCACUUCCUGACGCCGUGAAAUAACUGAUCCACGGUAGGCGCUGAGAAGCAGGUGCAGGUGCUGGGGGGAAGGGGAGGUUCUGGUAGGGGGACUGCCAGUGGCCGCUGCUCACCUCAUUACCCCCCCCGCACGCUGCUCUCCUCGUUGCUGUCUGCCCGUGCGCCUGCCUCCUCAUUCCCUUCCUGCCUGCCGCUCACCUCCCCAUUUGCCCUCUGACCCUGCUUGCCCUCCUGCCUCACCUCCCUACCCGCCUCCUCACAAUUUUAUGGAAGCGUGGAGCAGGGGUGGUCGCCCCGAUUAGCCAUACCCAAGGGAUAGCUCUGCCUACACCAUUCUAUAACUUAUGGCAUUUUUCAUAUGCAUGGAUAACACAUGUAAAUCCAGUCUAGUUAAAUGAAGUUCCUGAUCCUGCUCACACUGGGUGAAAUCCUAGCCCUAAUUAAGUCAGUGGAAAAACUCCAAUUGACUUAGACAGGGUCAGAAUUUUACCCAUUGAAUUCAAUAGCAAUACCUCUAUUGAUCAGUGGUGCAGCUUCAGGGCCUAAGCUAGCAAAAGGAAUACUAGCAAUAAUUUGUUUAAUUCACAGUGUUUGAAAGCAAAAGAGAAUGGGUAAGAAAUGGAAUGACUAAGUCCAUGUCUAUACUAGCACUUAUGUCAGCAAAACUUUUGUCACUUAGGGAUGUGAAAAAAAGACCUCCCUGAGUGACAUAAAUUUUGCCGGCACAAGCACUCAUGUGCACGGCGCUAUGUUGGCAGGAGAUGCUCACUGACCUGGUUUUAUUCUAUUGACAGGAGAGCUCUCUCCUGUUGGCAUAACACAGAUAAAUAAGUGCUCUUACAGCGGCAUAGCUGUAUUGAUAUAGCUGUGUCGCUGUAAACUUGUAAGUUUAGACAUGGCCCAACUCAAAAAUCCUACAACUAGUAUUUUGAUAACCCAAAGCACUUUUUAACAGAACCCAGAUGUCAACAAUAAUCUUAAAUUCCUAUCAGAAUAAUGAAUUAAAACCUGUCAAAUACAAGAAGUUAUCACAUAAAAUCAUUUGAAUUGUAAUCCAAUAGGAUUUUUUGAAAUCCUUAUUAAUAUAAAAAGUUUGCUCUUCCUCACUAUUCAGGAAUUAAUUCAGGAAUUAAAAUGGGUCUGCUAUUCCCAAAGCAUUUAUUGAUCAUUCUCAGUACUUGCCAGAAUCUAUUUAAUUCCCAGUAGUCAUAGGAAAUGCUAUCCUUGCCAGAAGAAAAUGCAUCUAAAGGUAGACAGUGCCAUAUAACAGCAAUGAUUGUAUUAAUUUGUGAUGGGGCAUGUUUGCAAAUUAUGACCUUUGCAGUUUUAAGGUCACAACACUUUUGCAGUUCUAACUUUCCAGGCUGCAAAAUGCAAUGGGGAUAUUUGUCACUUGCAAAGGCCCAAUCUUUUGCAAAUCAUGAACAUGUAGGCCUGUUCACCUCCAUAAUGGUCCUGCCUAAGAAAAUCUUGAUUUCUUUGCAUUUACUGCUAUGGUUCUUACAGUGUCUCAGCAGUUCCAUGAUGACAAAGUGCUUUUUAGAAAAACCUAUCUGCAUUUUUCAGACUAAUUUUUAGUUGCUGUAAAUAAUCUCCAAAUAGCAAAUUUAUGAUUAGGUAUCCAAUUAUCCCAGAACAUGAGACUAUCUUAGACAUACACUACACCCCAAACACGCCAUACCAUGGGUCACCUUUUAGACAAGGAGUGUGUCUUGAUUUAGACAUUAUGUAUAUAAUCUAUGUAUAUGCACAUACUAUAAUAGUCCUGUAUACGUAUAUUGCUAUAAAAAGCAAAUGUUAAAGAAAUGAGUGCUAGUAAGAGUUAUAUUGGACUAUGUCUACAGUAAAAGUACAUGCGCUCAAACAAAAGACUCUGGUUUAGCAUAGCGAUUACCAGUGAAGGAUAUAAUUAAGCCAAUUCACAAUGAAGGAGGAAUCUUUUCCUAGAACCAGUGCCCAUAAUAGAGAAUAGCAGAACAUUUUAUUGCCUGCACAAUACCAGCACUACCUCCAAACUACACUCCUUGAUCAUUUGCAUCUAUUGUAUGUAUUCAGUAAUGCCUUCAUUUUCCUUCCAUUUACAGUCUCCCACUACAUGUUGGCUGCAGCUCAGAAAACCCGCUUUCUUGCUCUUCUCAGUGUCAAAUGCCUGUCUAAAGUAGUAUUUUUUAUUAUAGCUACCUCUUCCUCUACAAUAUUUCUUCAAAGCAUAGGUUAAAUUUUUCACUGCAUUUUAUUUUUCAAUUAAAUCCUAUGUUUCUCCUGCUGUGAACCCAUCUUCACACUAAAGAAAAAUAAUCUAAAGCAAAACUUAGUCCGGUGAGAUGGUUACAGAGAUGCUAUCCUCACAACUCAUCUUAUGCCGGCAGUUUCCUCUCAGGCUCUUCGGGUCUCUACCUCUCUCUAAUGUUGUGAAUUAUUCACUGUACGAUUCCAACAGGAUUCACCAAACUUAAUGCUUAUUAAUCAGACUAAAUUAAAGACCGCUGCAGAAUCCUCUUCCACAAUGGUCUUGUUACUAAUCACAGGUGUAAAAUGUGGUUAAUGUUCUUCAAAGGGAUAAUGGUAUUUCACUGGGAGCUGUAAGGAACUUAAUUUAUAUGUAUUAUAAAAAGAAUCUCUUACAAACCAUAAGUAUUGAAAUAGAUAGGAACUGGGUAUUUAAUGUUUUGAUGUGUAGUAAUUAAACUUAUCCACUAAGCUGCAUUUGGAAAAGGAUUCUGCAGAAAAUAUCUUUAAUGUACAUGAUCUUUUCUGUUAGCAAUUUUUAAAAUAUCUGGUUUAAUUCAGUUGUAUUAUCAUGCUCAAAUAGGCCUUUUUCCCUCAAAAAUCUGCAAUGUCUUUACAUUAAAAAAAAAUACAAAAAUGUUAAAUGUAAAAGCACGGCUUUUGGAAAACUUUGCUUUUCAGAUUUGUUUUUAAUAUUGAUGACUAAGAUGAGCACUUUCCCACUGUGUGCCUUUAGCUGUUACUAAGAUAACUGUGACUUCUCAAUGUUUCUCUGAAAAAAGUGUUAAACUGUGGGAAAAUUUUAAUGUCAUAUCAAAGUCCAUAGAUUCAGAAGUUCUCUUAUAAAGCAUUACAUUACACUGAGAAGGUUUGCAAAAAUGUUUUUCAUCUCAUCGCAUUUUUUCCCAUGCAUUGUAUUUCUAUGGGUAUGAUUGGGACUAGCCCCCAAUCUCCAAGGAAAUAUAUACUAUAUGUAAUAUAAAAAUAAUUAACACUGACUAUAACCAUAAACUUGACUUCAUGCAUGCAUUCUGUGCUCUGUAGUCCAUGUUCAAGACACUUCCACAACAUCCAGGACAUAACUUCCAAAAGUUUUAUUUUAGUUUGAAACUGGCUUCAGUUUCUUUUCAAUUGUAUUUUUGUAGCCGCUCCUGUUGAUCUUUCACAGCUACUGUAAAUUUACACUAAGAGCUUGGUGAAAGGAACAUCCGCCAUCAAAGCUCAAAACUGAAUUGUGCAACCCUUGCCUGUGCAAAAAAAUCCUCAUUCAAUUACAUCAUUGAAUCCACUGGAACUAAUCAUAAGUGAGAAUUUUUCAAGUGAGCAAGGAUAGCAAGAUUGUAUACCUAGAUCCUGCAACCAUACACAUAAAUAACUUUGAGCGUAGUCCCAUUGUAGUCAAUAGACCUGAUUCUCCACUCUAUUAGCUGUAAGACCAAUAAUAAUAGUGGAGACUCAAACCCAAUCUGACUGACCACGAGUAAAAUUACUCACAUGUGUAAGUGUUCACAAGAUUUCACCCUCAAUUUGUACAGCCCAAGUGAAUUGCAAAAGGUUUAAGUGACAUUAAUGAUAAAACACUUGUAAUAAUAGGUCAUAUUUCUUUCCCACUCAGCCUAUUAUCUGACUAUGUACAUUUAUUCUCGUCAGAUUAAAAUUGUUGCGGACAGUGUUGCAGAAUUAACAUUUCCUAACUGCACUUAAAUGUGCCAAUAUAAUUAAAGUAUAUUGCAUGAACCACCAUAAACCUUCUCUUCCAACUUUAUUGAAUUACAUAUAGUACAACCAUAACUGAAAAUUAUUUUCUUUCUGAAAUUAUAGAAGAGUAAAUGUUAAAGUGAAACAAUUUGGAAAAUAUUUUUCCCUUCAAAAGUAUAGAAUUUAUUUUUUUAAAACUGCAAAUGUCAGAAAAUAGAUCUUGAAACAAAACUGAAAUUUAAACAAUCAAACUCUGUCCAAAAAUGUGCUACAGUCCAAGUCCUAUUUUUUGUGUGUGAAGUUUCAUUACCUUAACAAGCAGAAGGUGCAGCUGUUCUGAAGGAGUUUGAAUGCUAUUCAGGGGGUAAACCCUGAAUGUAGAUGAAAUACUACUGCUGAUAAAAUAUUUUUCCAUUUUGAACAAAUCUGUAAACUACACCUUUGUUUAUAGGAAAAUGCUUGUAAUAGUUACUGUAAUAUUCAGCUGUGGAUAAAAAUUUGUGAAAUAAAUACUUUUGAAUAAAUUAAAUUGUGACU